AUGUGUACCCAAGCCUAUGGUUCUUUUUCUUUAGGCCACAAAGCAUGGUUUAUGUGUACCCGAGCCCACGGUUCUUUUUCUUUAGGCCACAAAGCAAGGUUCGUGUGUACCCAAGCCUAUGGUUCUUUUUCUUUAGGCCACAAAGCAUGGUUCAUGUGUACCCAAGCCCACGGUUCUUUUUCUUUAGGCCACAAAGCAUGGUUCAUGUGUCCCCAAGCCUAUGGUUCUUUUUCUUUAGGCCACAAAGCAUGGCUCAUGUGUACCCAAGCCCACGGUGCUUUUUCUUUAGGCCACAAAGCAUGGUUCAUGUGUACCCAAGCCUAUGGUUCUUUUUCUUUAGGCCACAAAGCAUGGUUCAUGUGUAACCAAGCCUAUGGUUCUUAUUCUUUAGGCCACAAAUCAUGGUUCAUGUGUACCCGAGCCCACGGUUCUUUUUCUUUAGGCCACAAAGCAUGGUUCAUGUGUACCCGAGCCUAUGGUUCUUUUUCUUUAGACCACAAAGCAUGGCUCAUGUGUACCCAAGCCUAUGGUUCUUUUUUUUUUAGGCCACAAAGCAUGGUUCAUGUGUGCCCAGCCCACGGUUCUUUUUUCUUUAGGCCACAAAGCAUGUGUACCCAGCCUAUGGUUCUUUUUCUUUAG
Acanthosepion pharaonis is the source of this 639-nucleotide messenger RNA. NCBI's taxonomy places the organism in Eukaryota, Metazoa, Mollusca, Cephalopoda, Sepiida, Sepiidae. The record is from the annotation of a GenBank genome assembly.